Molecule: messenger RNA, 921 nt
Organism: Zygosaccharomyces rouxii
Lineage: Eukaryota; Fungi; Ascomycota; Saccharomycetes; Saccharomycetales; Saccharomycetaceae
Gene: BUD16
Product: putative pyridoxal kinase BUD16
Exons: 1
Coding region: 1-921 (306 amino acids)
Biological process (GO): pyridoxal 5'-phosphate salvage
Cellular component (GO): cytosol
Molecular function (GO): pyridoxal kinase activity
Source: RefSeq, a predicted model, not a curated record
AUGCGUCUAUUAGCAACGCAAUCACACGUCGUACAUGGAUAUGUGGGUAAUAAAGCUGCGACUUUCCCCCUACAAUGCUUAGGAUGGGAUGUCGACUGUUGUAACAGCGUCCAAUUUUCCAAUCAUACUGGCUAUGGAUUGGAUAAAGUUAGAGGUAAUGCAACUACGGAAUCACAAUUAGAUAAUACUUUACAGGGAGUCAUACAAAAUUUCCCCCAUGAUUAUGACGCAUUAUUAUCUGGAUAUUUACCACAUGCAGAAUCAAUAAGACUUAUGGGAUGUCAUUACGCUGAGUACAAAAGACAAAAUCCUCAUGCGCUCUGGCUAUUAGACCCAGUCAUGGGAGAUGAAGGUGAACUAUACGUUUCUGAAAGUGUUGUGCCGGAAUAUAAAAGACUAAUAUUUGGACCGGAUGUAGGAAUCGAUAUUAUUACGCCCAAUCAAUUUGAAUUAGAACUUUUACAUGGCUCUCCGGUAACAACUCUAUCAGAAUUGAAUGACGUAUUACAUGGGAUGCACAGAUUUAUUCCCAUAAUUGUAGUUUCUUCAUUGGACACUAGGUUGUUUAAUGAUCCCAAUAACAUAUUUAUAGCCGCCUCUCAAGCUGGCAAACCGCCAGUGAUCCUCCGAGUUCCUCUAAUAGAUUCUUAUUUCACAGGUAUUGGUGAUAUUUUUUCAGCACUUUUGAUAGAUAGGAUUUACAAGCAACGCGAUGAGUUGAAUCUGGUUUCAUGCGUUAACGAUACACUUAACGUUGUGCAAGACGUAUUGAAAGUGACAAGAGAUCAUUCUCCUCGAGGCGUUACAAUGGGAUCAACGUUAAUGAAAGAAUCAGAAUUAAAGAUCAUUGAAUGUAGGGAUUUGUAUGAAGGUCCUGGCGAAGAACAAGGACUUCAAUUUAAGUAUAAAGUUUUGUAUUAG